UAGAACGAAAUUGCUGAGAUCUUUACGAAACGUUGAGCUAUUCUUGAAUAUUUUAUUGGUAAAACAUGGAUUAGGGAAUAAAUGAUUCUUUUGCCUGGUGUACGAUUAAAGAGGCUCACAUUUCCAGUAAACUAGGAUCAUUGUAAACUAAAACCGCUUUCAUGUAGAGGAAAUAUUGCUUCAUAAAGUUAGUGGUAUAAUUGAUCAUGUAGAAACCAGCACCAUAAAAAUAUGAUAGCAAAGCCCGUGUGUGAAAUGAGGUUUGUUGAUUGAGAUUAAUUGCUCCGGAUUACAUCACGGUUGUAUUUGCGGACGAAGUUAAUGACAAACUAAAGCAUAAUUAGCAUGUUUUCCAUGAUGGACAACAAUGAAAACGAAAACUAUUGCUACCCGAAAACUGUGAAAGGAUCAGGGGAUGCAAGCAAAGGUGCCAUUCCGAAAGCCACUGCAAACAAGUAUCAGAAUCAAUUUAACAACAAUAACAAUGUUGCCGAACAGGAAAAUUUAAUGCCUCAAGUGAACGGAGCGCAUGACUAUGGCGAACGAACUAACAGUGACCGAUCUAAUAGUGGAACCGAUUUUAGUGCCAUCCCUGUUACCGCAACACACAAUCUCGAAGUGGACUCCGCCGAAAAUCGUUUUCAAGGGAAAACCGAUAGUAUAUCGUUGAACGAGUCAUACGCCGGUGAUGAGUUAGCAGUCAGAGCGGCUGGAGAUUCCGAUGACGGUGAACUGGACGGUGAAUUUUCCGAUAAUAACUCGCUCGGUAAUCUAUCCUACAUCAGUGAGAAUGGUUUGAUUGAGGAAAUCAUUUUGUUACCCAAUAAUAUUUAUUCUGACGAUGAAAAUGAAUCCGCUUCAGACGAUUGUAUCUACGCAUACAGAGGCGAUGAUCACGUUCCUGCUUUACUAGAAUAUCGCGAACAACCGGCGGACGAUGAGACUGACUUUUUAGAAAUGGAUUUUGAUCCCGAACCAAGCUCGGAAUUGGAGAAUUUACUGGAACACCAAGAUAUAGACGUCAAUUCCUUCCGUCCCGCUCGGACUGUUGAACGUCUCACAAUGAAGGAUAAUGAUAAUAGCCCAGUGAUAAACUCAGACUUUGAACAUGAUGUUUCUGCUAAAGAACCGGACAAAUCACGUGACGAAGCGGAUGGGGUUGAAGCUUUAAUCACGAGUGCCCCAAUCGAAACGAGGAAAACUGGUGCUAUACCUAAAAAGCCUUCCGCAUAUUCUCAGCAAUCUUCCUUGGAAUUCCGGGAACAUGAGCUACCGGGACCAAGUCGGACUUCAAUGAAAGGAAACUCAAAAAACUUGAAACUUGAUUUGAAACUGUGCACUGAUGUGAGAAACAGCAGCGAUGUUGAUUAUCGCUUCAACUAUCCGUACUACGAACGGCAGAAGUAUCCCAUUUAUGGUAACAAGGACAAUGACUGUUGUUUGGAUUGUACGGAAAAACAGUUUCUAAUGGAAACCAAGCAGGACCUGAGUGUUCAACGAGUUUGUAGGUUGUGUCAUUCACGCAAUCAAAGCCACGGUGCGACGUUGGGAGAGUAUCUUAAUGAUUUUAGCCAUUCUUUGAAUUCGAGUAACUCCGAAACCGACCUAACGAGCAUCCGGGCGGAGCAAAUUGUACUGCAGGCCUUGAACAAGAUCAAUGAGCUUAAAGCAACUCCGCCGAGUGUAGGUCUGUCUCGUAGCAUGGAAGAUCUGUGCGUCGAGCUGGAUUCCGAUCGAAGAGAUCAGGAUAUGGCCAUUGACUUCAUGCAGGAGAUUUAUUCUGAAAAUACGAUAACAAUUUACACGCUCAACUGCGGAGAACUAACGAUUAUUGAAGCCUUGACCCGAAUUGGUGUGGCGCCGAAUUUGGAUGUGCUUCGAGUAUAUUUCUCCGAGCAGUAUAAUGUCGACACGAGUAAAAUGAGCAUACCACAAUAUCUGAUGUACAUGUCGAAACGUGAUUGCAACAUAAAAAAGUUGAUCGAAACCAUCAAGUCUUGCUGUGAAGAGCCGCUGGACGUGCAUUACUAUCCGCUUGACCCACAUUCCGAUACUCCCGAACUGGUACAAAUUAAUUCGGCAGAAAUCGCUAAAAGAUGGAAUGAAAACACCAAUUUGAGGCAAAUCAUCAACUUCAAACAUAGACACUUCGAAAGGUUAAAUGUGCUUGGUAAAGUUGUCAACAUUCUGCGAUUGCCCCACAAAGGAAGACAUGCCAAUUUGACAAUUAAUAUCCCACAAUACUAUAAAAGUGGAUCCAUAACGAUAACUAGGGUAACCUGAAUUAUUUUACUCCUAUGAAUAGUACUUGCAGUUACUUUCCAUACCCUUCCACUCUCUUUCACUUGUUUCUCUCUUAACAAAACUUAAACAAAACUAUGUAACGAAAGAUUCUCAAUUAGUUAGGCAUCAGGUAUGUAUGGUAUAAUCGAAAAAAUUGGCACAAACACGUCAGGUAUUAUUAAUUUAUUACCUCCCCAUAGGGAACACUGCUUAACCCUUGUGCCCAUUGUGUAAAAUAUGUUAAUACUGUGUAUAUAUAGAUUGGCGCUUAUUUAUUUCCCGAUAAUAUAUCGCUAUUAAUUAGCAAGCCGCAUAUCCUUGUUAGCAAUUAAUCCCAUGGAAUAAAUAUUUAGUUAUAUAGCUCAUAGAUUUAGGAGCAACUAAUGUGUUGCUAUCGAUGUUCCCAGAUUUUGGAAGGCACAGAAUACGACAUUUUAUAAUAAAAGCUCUGCAGGCUGGACUAUAUAGAAACGAAAUAACCAAUACUAAUUUGCUACCAGUUACGAACAGCUCAAACCGAAUACAAUGCAAUUUGGAAAUUGUUAUUUAUUACCACGAUAACUGCAUCGACUGGAUCCAUUUUACAUCUUUACACGUAACUUGUUAUCACGCAAAGCCCCAUACGAUAAACACUGCUAAAAUAACAUCAAUAAAAGCUGAAAUUAAA
This is a messenger RNA of Malaya genurostris, 2950 nucleotides long. RefSeq lists its product as uncharacterized. Bases 346 to 2283 code for a protein of 645 amino acids. The transcript has 6 exons. NCBI's taxonomy places the organism in Eukaryota, Metazoa, Arthropoda, Insecta, Diptera, Culicidae. The record is from RefSeq and is a predicted model, not a curated record.